This is a messenger RNA of Caenorhabditis auriculariae, 5545 nucleotides long. Lineage: Eukaryota; Metazoa; Nematoda; Chromadorea; Rhabditida; Rhabditidae. The record is from the annotation of a GenBank genome assembly.
AUGACCGAUGCUAAGUUCGUGGUUUGUAGUGUUUAUUUCUAUUUUUUUUUUGUAGAGGGAAUGUGAACGGAAACGCUGUCUCCAUCGACUCUGAUGGCUUAAUCGAGGUGAUAAAGCUUUUAAAACUCGAUAAAGCAACAUAAUUUAGGGCAACUAUGAUCAAGUUGUGGGAACUUUUGAUGAAAUGGGGUUGAAAGAAGAACUUCUUCGUGGAAUUUACGCUUUUGGUUUCGAGAAACCAUCAGCCAUUCAACAGCGUGCCAUUGUUCCUUGUACCACGGGUAUUGAAACUUUCGAUUUUUUUUUCGAUUUCUAUAAUGUUACAGGAAAAGAUGUCAUUGCACAGGCUCAGUCCGGUACUGGAAAGACGGCUACUUUUUCUGUUUCUAUCCUGCAACGAAUCGAUCACACAAAUCCCACCGUGCAAGCUCUCGUCAUGGCUCCUACUCGCGAGCUCGCUCAACAGGUUAGUCUCAAAGAGAAAAAAAAAUAACAUAUGUUGUUAUCAGAUUCAAAAAGUGUUGAGUGCUUUGGGAGAGUAUAUGAAUGUGAGCGUUCAUGCUUGCAUUGGAGGAACAAGCAUUAGAGAUGAUCAGAGAAAGCUUGAAAGUGGUGUUCACGUUGUUGUGGGAACUCCAGGCCGUGUGAACGAUAUGGUCAGCAGAAAUGCUCUCCGUAAGCUCAUUCAUCUAAUAAGUCGCCCACAGUCAGAGUUUAGACACUGACUCUAUCAAAAUGUUCGUUCUUGACGAGGCUGACGAGAUGCUCUCAUCUGGAUUCAAAGACCAGAUUUACGAAGUCUUCAAGACUAUGCCGAAUGAUGUUCAGGUUUGUUAAUUACAAAGAAGUUUUGAGACGGUGUGCUUCUUCAAAUUUUCGCAGUCAUUCUGCUAAUUUUUAAAAGUUUUUUUGUUUUCGGUAAAAUUGAAUAAUAGGCAAGGUAUAAUCUUUAUUUUUUGUUUAAAAACUUGCAUUUUCACGUUUAGGUGGUUCUUCUCUCUGCUACCAUGCCUAACGAAGUUCUUGAAGUAACCGCGAAGUUCAUGCGUGAACCCAUUCGUAUUCUGGUCAAAAAAGACGAACUGACCCUUGAGGGUAUUCGUCAGUUCUACAUCAAUGUUCAAAAGGAGGUUUUCCGAUUGUUUCGUUUGACAAAGUAGAUCUCAAUAAUUUAGGAAUGUAAAUUCGAAGUUCUGUGCGAUCUCUACGAAACUGUUAACGUUACGCAGGCUGUUAUUUUUUGCAAUACUCGUCGGAAGGUUAAUAAAAAAAAAAUAAAAAGCUUUUUUAAUCGAAAUUCGGAAAACUUUUAAAUAGGGACUGUUUAGGUCGAAACUCUCACCGAGCAGAUGACCAAACACGAUUUCACGGUCUCUUGCCUUCAUGGAGAUCUGGACCAACAAGAGCGUGAAAUCAUCAUGCGCGAGUUUAGGUUAGUUAGUGAUAUAUUAUAUAAAUAUUGAAAAAAAAAACUACUUCAAUAAUACUGAAAAGACAAUAAUUCAUCGUUGACUAUCCUAUUUUUUCAAGUUUACAUAAAGUGUUCCAGGUAGUAAAAAGUAGUACGAUUCAUUGUUUAAAAAAAGCUUUAUAGUGUUUUGCUCAUUUUCUUAUUAAGGUCUGGUUCAUCUCGCGUUCUCAUUACCACCGAUCUCCUUGCUCGAGGAAUCGACGUACAGCAGGUAACUCUUCACAGCUAUAGAACAAGGAAACAUAAAUUCUCAGGUUUCCUUGGUUAUAAACUACGACCUUCCUUCAAACCGUGAAAACUAUAUCCAUCGUAUUGGUCGCUCUGGUCGUUUUGGUAGAAAGGGAGUGGCGAUCAAUUUUGUCACUGACAACGAUGCUCGUCAAUUGAAAGAACUCGAGCAUUUUUAUACCACUGUUAUCGAAGAAAUGCCUCAUUCUAUCGUUGACUUACUUUAAUGGAUUCCUUUUCCGGUUUUUUUUAUUGCAUCUUUUCUAUUAAUAAGCACAUUUUAUUUAUUAGUCUCCUUUUAGGGGUUGUUUUCCUUUUUUCCCUGUUACUGUUUUGUUUUUUUUUUUCCGCGGACUCCCAAUAAAAAUGAAUAUAACUUAAUUUUCGUGAUAUUUUCCUUAUGGCGUUUGACGCAAUAUCGCAAGUUAAUGAAGUGUAUUUAUUUGAUAUCGUCCAUUUUUGUUCAGAGAAGUUCGAUGGGUAAAAAGAGACUUGCAAAUGGAGACCGGCUUAAAGCACAAGUCCCACUUGAUGAACAGAUUGAAAGUAGUUCUCUAGCAACAGAAAAAACGGAAAGGCGUGACAAAUCGAAAAGAAAGAAUAAUUUCGAAAACGAAGAGGUUUUGCAAUAUUUAUUGUUCAAUCGGAUUGUGGGCUUCAGUUCAUAAGUGGUAACCUAUCGUCCAAAAUUCUAAAUGCAGCGAGAAGACAGUUGCAUGAAGACCAGGAAGGAGGAGAUGCAGAUGAAUUUUCUUCCAAAAGGUUUACUGAAUUUUCUUGCUUUUCCUAAGAAAGCUACAAUUAUCUCUUUGAGACCUUGUUAUUUUCGAGAGAAAAAGAUAAAUAGAUUUCGGAGAGUCAGAGAUAAUUUCGAAUUUCGCGGAAAUUACUUCGAACACUAUAUAAUCCAACCUAAAAGCAAGUUUACUAACUAAAUAAGGUUAUAAAAGUCAAACAGAAAAAUUUGAAUUUUUUUUUCUCAAUAGGUUCGAGGACCACCAUUUUCAACCAGAAGCUUUUUUUUUUAAAUAGAAAAGUUUGAUUUUAAAUAUUUUGAAUAGGUAUAGAAGGUUAUAUCAACGAGUUUUAUAUAGGCCAUUCCGCGGCAGCUUGUUCUUUUUUUCUGCAAAAAAAAGACCGCUUACCGAUAUGACUAAAUUUUUGAGACUUUUUUCAGUCUUUCGAAGUGUUUUUCGCAGUUUUGUAGAGCAAAAGCGGAAACUGGGUUGCGGUAAUUUUUUUUUUCUGCGGUUCUUUCAAAUGUGAUAUAUAUAUAAUCAAAUUUUUAUUUUGUUCAGGAACUAUUCCAAAUUUGAAAUUUAGGCAGCGAAACUUUUCGAUUGGAGCUUCAUCUCUGGCCAGCAAUGACGAGGAGGACGAUCAACAAGGGUUUGAAGAUUAUGAUGAUGCGGUUAUUGUAAGAAAAAGAAAAAUAACUUCUUUUAUAGUUCGUUAUUUUCAGGAACUCAACCCACAAGAUGAAGUUGACUUAGAAAGGUUUAUCGUUAAGAAAGAGAGCUCUCAAAUGAACACUUUGUACGAUAUCAUCCAGGUUCACUAUUCCGCUUUCCUAUAUACAUGAAAAUUUUCACAUUUCGAUACUUUUCAACUUCGGUUUUAAAAAAAAUCUAGUUUAGGCUAAAAUCGAUGCUAAAAAAACGGAGGCUGAAACGGCGCUUAGUCAAGCAGAUCCUAAUGACUUUAACGUAAGCAACAUACAUUCCUUAAUAUCAAAUCUGCUGUACUAGAUGCGAGACAUGGAUCCAGAAAUAGUUGAAAUGUAUGUUCAAAUCGGCGUUCUUCUGUCCAAGUACAGGAGUGGAAAGAUUCCGAAAGCUUUCAAAAUCAUCCCGAAAAUGAUCAACUGGGAGCAAAUUCUAUAGUGAGUACCAUUAUCAAAUGCUUCUGAAUGUUGUCGGUGUAUGUGAAAUUAUUUUAGCCUCACUCGCCCCGACGAGUGGUCCGCAGCAGCCAUGUACCAAGCAACCAGAAUUUUCGCUUCAAAUUUAAAUCCACGGAUGUGCCAAAGGUGAUUUUCUCUCACUAGAGAACGUUUUUUUAACGAGAUCUAUUGCUAGAAUUUUUUUUUUCUUUUUCUGCAAUCAGGAGGUCCUCAAGUUCACCUUAGCACAGUUUCAUCAAAAGUUCAACCGGGGGGUAAAAACUUUACCUAGUCAGUGUUGUGUAUAGUCAAAAUUUAAAAGAAAAAUUGAAACUCAACUAUUUUUUUUAUUCCUAAGUAAUUACUUAAAUUUUUCUCUAGCGGUUUUUAGCACUAAAUGCUUAUUGAUAAUUUGUUUUGUAUUAAACCUGUAUGAGCACAUCUGGUAGAAGUUUUGGCAAUUUUCACCCCAUCUGAGACACCGUUUUAGCCCAGUUGGGUCACAGAGUUUUCGAAAUAAACACAACUGUGUAAUUUAUUUUUCUUACACCUGUAUUUUCCCUGUUUUAGCCCAACUGAGACUCAAAUAGCUUAAAAAAACGCGCGUUAUUACUCGUAAACCCAUUGAGACACUUGACCAGCACGAGAGACUGAACUUUUUAAUUUUAUAACGACAUAUUAGUAGAGAAGUCUUUCAAAAACUUAAAAAUACUUUUUUUCAUUCUGUGCAAAAAAUUCUGUUUUUGACUAUUAUUUGUAUUACAGUUUUUUUUUGAAGGCUAAUUCGUUUUCAAAUUUUCUAAGAUUAUUUUUUAUUUGAAAUAAAUUCUAUAUUUUCAACCUUGAAACUGCAGAUUCUACAACUUGGUCUUACUCCCGCGCUUGAGAGAUGACAUUGACGAGUUCAAGAAGCUGAACUUUCAUCUUUAUCAGGUUUUUCCUUCACUUUUACGUUGAAAACUUCAAAGCUUUAGGCGUUGUGUAAAGCUAUGUACAAGCCUUCGGCGUUCUUCAAAGGAAUCAUCCUUCCUCUAUGUGAAGUAAAUUUUUUUCCGAACUGCUCAUGCGUUUUUUGUUUUGAAUAUGAAACAGUGAAAUUUAUUUUGCAGUCAGGAACUUGCACCCUACGGGAAGCUGUUGUUUUCAGUUCAGUUUUGACAAAAGUUUCCAUUCCAGUCUUCCACGCUGCAGCUGCUAUGUUGAAGGUUACUCUAGACCUCUUUCUAAAUCAAUUUGCCUUUUUCAGAUCGCAGAUAUGGAAUACACAGGAUCGAACUCAGUUUUCCUUCGUGCUUUGAUUGAUAAGAAAUAUGCACUACCAUACAGAGCAAUCGACGCCGUCGUCAAUCAUUUCGUAAGGUUCGACUUCCACGCAUGAUGUCUCUCCAACGUGUGCUCAUUUUUAUCAGAAAGAGAACGAGAAUAGAAAAAAUAUACGAAUUUUUCUUCAAAAAUUCCCAAAUUUACACACUUAUGCAGUCUUUAGAGAACAUUCUCUGCUUAAUCAUAAAAGUUUGAAGAGUUAUUAGUCGGCUGGCGAAACUCUUUUUGACCUCAAAUUAUGCGUAGAUCAUCUCGCGCUUGUGAUAGUAGUAGCCAAGUGUUUAACGUACUGAAGAUGAGCUGCUUCUCUGAGCUUUCUUUCGAUACCUCACCUAAGAUCUCGACUUCAGGUUGAAAAGAGACGAACGCGAAAUGCCUGUUUUAUGGCAUCAAUGUCUCCUUUCGCUCUGCCAACGAUAUAAGAAUGACAUGAACGAGCACCAAAAAGCGGCGAUUCACGACCUUAUUCGCGUAAUUUCACUUCAUUGGGUUUUGAUCAAGCUCAAUUUUUUCAGUUCCAAGGCCACUAUCUUAUUUCUCCAGAAGUGAGGAGAGAGUUAGAGUCCAAGGAAACAGAUGAUGGUCACGUCGUCACUACAUUAGUAAUACCAACCAGAAGUGACGAUACGAUGGAGUUCUGA